Messenger RNA from Sitophilus oryzae (rice weevil), 3194 nucleotides. RefSeq names its product eukaryotic peptide chain release factor GTP-binding subunit ERF3A (gene eRF3). NCBI's taxonomy places the organism in Eukaryota, Metazoa, Arthropoda, Insecta, Coleoptera, Curculionidae. The record is from RefSeq and is a predicted model, not a curated record. The coding region runs from base 119 to 1882 and encodes 587 amino acids. Gene Ontology annotation, biological process: nuclear-transcribed mRNA catabolic process, deadenylation-dependent decay; translational termination; translation. The transcript is spliced from 9 exons. Gene Ontology annotation, molecular function: translation release factor activity; GTPase activity; GTP binding. Gene Ontology annotation, cellular component: translation release factor complex.
ACAUUUCCGCCAUUGUGUUCCGGUGAGUGACAGAAGGGGUACGCGAAGAAACUUUUUUCGUGUUAUUUCGCAUUUUUUGUUAAGCACUCGACAAAAAAAGAUUUAAAGCGCAAUAAAAAUGUCAAAUAACACCGCACCGGAUAGCUGGGAAUCUCAAGCCGAUAGUAAUUCAACAAAUACCAGUCCUAGUCAUAGUACAGAUGUGACAGCGAAGUUCUCCACGUUGAACGUUAACGCAGUUGAAUUUGUGCCUUCGUUUAGUUUUGCAACUCAAAACGUUUCCGACGAACCUCCUAGUCCUAAAGACGUCCAAAGCAAGGAAGAUUCCCCUCAGCAGCAGCCUGUCGUAAAUGGGACUGAACCUGCUUCAGAACCCCCUGAAGUUGAAGAGCCUCCUCCUGUUCCACCUGCAACAGUAGGUGAAGGUUCUAGUAGUCCUACAGCAAUGGGCGAUACUUGGGAAGAUGUUGCUGAUGACGAUAGCACAGCAUCUGGUGUAGCCCAAGCUAUUACACCGGAAGAUGAUGAACCGUCUAGUGAAGAAGCACCUAAAUUAUUAAAGAAAAAGCCUCUUAAGAAAGAAGAAGUAGAAGAUAAAAAAGAACAUGUUAACGUUGUAUUUAUUGGACAUGUAGAUGCAGGAAAAAGUACAAUCGGUGGGCAAAUUAUGGCCCUGACUGGAAUGGUUGAUAAAAGAACUCUAGAAAAAUAUGAAAGAGAGGCUCGUGAAAAAAGUAGAGAAAGUUGGUAUCUUAGCUGGGCUUUAGAUACAAAUCAAGAAGAAAGGGACAAGGGCAAAACAGUUGAAGUAGGUAGAGCAUUUUUUGAAACUGACAAAAAACAUUUUACAAUACUUGAUGCUCCAGGCCACAAAAGUUUUGUGCCUAACAUGAUAGGAGGAGCUGCCCAAGCUGACCUAGCUGUGCUUGUAAUUUCAGCUAGAAAAGGUGAAUUUGAAACCGGUUUUGAUAGAGGUGGGCAAACAAGGGAGCAUGCAAUGUUGGCCAAGACUGCCGGUGUCAGAUACUUAGUUGUCUUAGUAAACAAAAUGGAUGACCCUACUGUAAAUUGGGACGAGGCUAGAUACAACGAAUGUAAAGACAAGAUUUUACCUUACCUUAAAAAACUGGGAUUCAUAUUAAACAAGGACUUAUUUUUUCUGCCAUGUUCUGGUCAAAUGGGCCACAAUUUAAAAGACCCAGUAGAUAAAUCUUUAUGUUCCUGGUACGAUGGCCAGGCAUUCAUACCUUUUAUCGAUAAUUUGCCUGCAUUAAACAGAAAAGCUGAUGGUCCAUUCAUGAUGCCCAUUGUUGAUAAAUAUAAAGAUAUGGGCACUGUUGUGAUGGGCAAAGUUGAAUCUGGGGAAUGUCGCAAAGGGCAAAAUUUAGUAAUAAUGCCAAAUAGAACUCCAGUAGUAGUAGACCAAUUAUUAUCCGAUGACGAUGAAGUAUCUAGAGUAAUUCCCGGAGAAAAUGUAAAAAUUAAAGUAAAAGGUGUAGAGGAAGAGGAUGUAAGCCCUGGUUUUGUACUUUGUGAUGCUGUAAACCCUGUACACACUUGUCGGAUAUUUGAUGCUCAACUUGUUAUUAUGGAACACAAAUCUAUUAUAUGUGCGGGCUACAGUGCCGUCAUGCACAUCCAUUGUGCGGCUGAAGAAAUUACUGUCAAAGCUUUAAUUUGUCUAAUCGACAAGAAAACCGGAGAGAAAUCUAAGACUAGACCAAGGUUUGUGAAACAAGAUCAAGUAGCAAUUAUGCGAAUAGAGUGUGCAGGUGUUAUCUGUCUGGAGCCUUUUAAACUGUUUCCUCAGAUGGGCAGAUUUACAUUAAGAGAUGAAAAUAAAACAAUUGCGAUUGGCAAGGUCCUAAAACUGGUGGAAUAAAAAGUUUAUAGUGACUUAGGCAGUUAAUGAAUUGAUAUUUUACCCGAAAAAAAUCGACGAAAUACGACAGAAGUCCCAGGAAAUCUGCACCACACAAUGUUCAUUGUUUUAAAAAAGAUGUGUAUAUAGGGAAGCGCGAAUGGUUGUUAUUGACCGUGUGGAUAAUGCAUUGGGGAAAGUUUGCUUUCAUAUCGGCCAAAUUUUAUAAAAAAUAACUUUAUUUUAUAUUAAAACUAAUUUCGUAUAGUUUAUAAUACUCAGAUGGAAAAUAAAUUAAAAAUGAAUUAAGGAAUAUAUAUAUUUUUCGAGAAUUUAAUAAAAUUUGGCUAGUAGGAUACUAUGGAAGAUGGGUUGAUGUCGGCAUAUUUUUAUACUUUACAUCUUUCUGUUUGUAAAUAUUUCCUUUAGUAUUUCGUAUCAAAUAACUACAAGUUAUAGCAAAGAUAGUUUUGUACUAAAAUCGCUAAAUGUAUUCCAUUUUUUGUGAUAACUUGUAAAUUGAUAUUUCGCAUUAAAAUUACGGUAUUUGUUAAUUGUAUAAACAGAACUGAAACUUAGAAAGAUACUUGUUUAUUAUCUUUGAAGAAGUGUCCCUGUCGGGAUUUGCACAAAGUUUAUUUCUUAUUUAUAUUCGAAAAAUGGGUUUAGGUUUUAGUUCCUUUUAAUAUUGUGUGGUGUCAACACAUCAACGGUUAUAAUUAAAGAUGGUUAACUGAAGUUUUUUGGUUUGUAUUUCAAACGGGUGCUUCUUAUAAACAAGACAUAAGAGAAGAAGGUAUUUUAUUGUUAUUUUUCCUCUUAGUCUUGCUUUUGGCGUUGUUUCGUUUUAAAAUUAAUUUAUAAAUUAUUGAUCCCUGAAAGUAUCUGUAUAGAAUGUCCCAUAUAUUCCUAGCCUUAAAUUAGAUUAAAUUUACUCAACUUAGCUUAUUUUGACUGCUCCCUGAGAACUUUAAAGCAAUGUAAGAUGCGCCAAAUUAUUUUUAUUUGAGCCCAGGAAUUAUAUAAUUCUGUAAAGAGCUUUGAGGGACUCGGGACAUCUAUUAUAUCAAAUAUUCCAAAAACCAAAUACCACUUCAUGGAAUUGCAACAAAUAUAGCGGUGCUAGUAUUUCAAUUUUUAUAAAUAUAUAAAAAUACCUUCAAUCUCUUUAUUUGAGGGCUAGUCUUUAUUUCAUAUUCAAAAGUUAACUAAAUAACUUGUCCGUGACCAUUAUUCCAGUUUAAAAUUAAUAUUUUAACCAAAGUUACAAUCAUGUGAAUACCGCUUUAUAGAAUCGAAUCGUUGUGAUAACUCUUUCUCGUUUUGAAACGCA